AUGGAACCACAGAAUGUUGCUUGUGAAUUAAUCUUCUGGCUUCUGAUAGUAGGAUUAAGAAAGUCAGUGAAUGAAGUCAAGAUGAGAAAAAUACUAAUUUUUACUUUUUUAAUACUCCUUUCUUGUUCUGUUGUGUUUAUAGGUUUGUAUCAUGUUCUUACUGGUAAAGGAGAAAGGCUUAGUAUUGGAUGGUUCUUGGAGAACACAUCACCACAUAUGUGGGCAGCUAUCGGAAUUGGAUUAUCGGUAGCUUUGUCAGUGGUUGGUGCUGCCGUGGGAAUUCACACAACCGGUGUGAGCAUUAUUGGAGGGGGUGUGAAAGCUCCUAGAAUAAAAACAAAAAAUUUAAUAUCUGUUAUUUUCUGUGAAGCUGUUGCCAUUUACGGGCUUAUUAUAGCAAUAGUCCUCUCUGGAUAUUUAGAGGAUUUUACUUACGAACUAGUUUUGAACAAUGAAGUUUUAAAAACCCGGAACUGGAUGUCCGGUUAUUUGAUGUUUGGGGCUGGAACAACAGUUGGACUUGUAAAUUUGGUCUGUGGCAUGGCAGUGGGAAUAACUGGGUCUGGUGCUGCCCUAGCAGAUGCUGCAGAUUCUUCAUUGUUUGUCAAAAUACUAAUAAUAGAAAUAUUUGGCAGUGCUAUAGGUUUGUUUGGAUUGAUUGUAGGCAUUUAUAUGGUUUCGAAGGUAUCUAUGGGUAACAAACUGUACUGAAGAGAUUAUCCAGUAAAAGUAAUAAAGCAAAUAGUUAUAAAUGGAAUUAAAUUUUUUUUUUUUUAUCUGGGAGGAAAUGUUUUUGUCUGUGAUCUAUAUUUUAUCGUUCACUCUUGAGUAAUUUGAGAUAUUAGUUAUUUGGAGUGACACUUUGUUUACGAUUGAUGAAUUUUCCAGAUAUUUGAUUACUUAUUACACAUAUCGUUAUAUUCUACAUAUCCUUACUUUUAUUGAAGGUUUUAUUAACGGUAAAUCACCCGUUAGUGAGUGCAAUAUUUAUCGAGAAGUAUACCAUUGUUAAAAAUUAACUUUGAUGUUAAAUAUAGGAUAAUAGUUUCAUACACAUUAAUAAUAUUUAUUGGAAAUUAAAGUCAACUUUCAGCUU
Molecule: messenger RNA, 1096 nt
Organism: Coccinella septempunctata (seven-spotted ladybird)
Lineage: Eukaryota; Metazoa; Arthropoda; Insecta; Coleoptera; Coccinellidae
Product: V-type proton ATPase 21 kDa proteolipid subunit-like
Exons: 6
Coding region: 1-711 (236 amino acids)
Biological process (GO): proton transmembrane transport
Cellular component (GO): proton-transporting V-type ATPase, V0 domain
Molecular function (GO): proton-transporting ATPase activity, rotational mechanism
Source: RefSeq, a predicted model, not a curated record